AUUAUCUUGCAACAUGAUAAUCAAGGUUGUGAUACUCUUGGUCACGGUACUGUGGCCCCUCUCAUUUCUAACUUCAGCUGAUGAAGCUAAAACAUUUAACAAUGGUUUCACCAUUGAUCUUAUCCACCGUGACUCACCAUUAUCACCCCUCUACAACCCUUCACUGACUCCAUCCGAAAUCAUUAAAAACGCCGUGAAGCGCUCCGUUUCUCGAACCAGCCGCUUCUUCUUCCCGGACAAAGCCGAGGAAGGGGAGGAGGAGAGCGUGUUGAUUCCAGACAGAGGAGACUACCUCAUGAAGAUCUUGAUUGGUACCCCUCCAAUGGAGUCACUCGCUGUUGCGGACACAGGGAGUGAUCUUGUUUGGAUACAAUGCUUGCCUUGUGAGCAGUGUUACUCACAAAACGCUCCAAUCUUUGAUCCCAAAAAUUCUUCUACUUUUGAGACACUAACUUGUGAUUCUGAGUCUUGUAGAUCGUUAUCUAGAUAUGGUUGUGGAAGUUCAGGAGAAUGCAGGUACCUCUUUCAUUUACGGAUACUCCACAAUUUGUGUCGUAUCUAUAUAUUAUAUUAA
This is a messenger RNA of Arachis duranensis, 574 nucleotides long. Its product is annotated as probable aspartic protease At2g35615. The record is from RefSeq and is a predicted model, not a curated record. Gene Ontology annotation, cellular component: extracellular region. Lineage: Eukaryota; Viridiplantae; Streptophyta; Magnoliopsida; Fabales; Fabaceae. Bases 14 to 574 code for a protein of 186 amino acids. The transcript has a single exon.